Molecule: messenger RNA, 1413 nt
Organism: Cololabis saira (Pacific saury)
Lineage: Eukaryota; Metazoa; Chordata; Actinopteri; Beloniformes; Belonidae
Product: G0/G1 switch protein 2-like
Exons: 2
Coding region: 169-567 (132 amino acids)
Source: RefSeq, a predicted model, not a curated record
AAUAUUCAGCCCGUCGCUGCGUGGGUGGACAGACUGCAGCUAUAAAACCCACGGUUUCCAGUAAAGGUGUGUACUCGCCACAAACCUGAACCUGUAUGCAGCAAAGAGCCUCGGACGAGACCACGGACCAAAUCUGUUCAAAGUCGGCACACAUGCGUAUCAAUCGAAAUGGAGAAUAUUCAAGAGUUCACCCUUUUUGCCAGAGAGAUGCUGAGUCAGAAGCCCAACAAGAGCCUGGUGAAGGUGUACCUGCUGGGCUCUGUUCUGACCGUGCUGGGCACCGCCGUGGCGCUGCUGGAGACCGUGUGCCAGCCCUUCUCCUCCGGGGAGCCCGUUGAUCCAGAGAUGCUGUUCAUGAUGGCUAAGCAGCAGAGUCAGGCCGAGGCCGAAUCGCUGCGCAGCCUGGGAGCCCAGGUCGCAGAGGAGGAGGAGGAGGAGAAGAAGGAGAAGGAGGAGAAGAAGAAGGUUCCCGUUCAGGAGAUCAUGACCGAGACCCUGAUCCUGAAGCCCAAAAAGACUCACGAGCCCGGCCAGCGAAGCGCGGCCAACCGCCUUCAUGCAUCUUAGAACCGGCAGAUACCUGCACUUUGCGACUUGAAGUUUUCAUUGGAGUGUCCUGCGUGUCUGAGGUCAGAGACUGUAGUGGGGCUAAAUCUUCGGUGUCCGAGCACUGUCGUGGUCGGAAACGGACUGUCAGAGUGUUUCUGAAAGCACGCGGACACAUGCACGGCCCUGGACUGGGAAAAAAAAACAAAGAAACAAACAAAAAAAGAACAAAAAACCCCCCAAAGAACGCUUUUCCUCAGGCCCGCCCUGACUGAGGUUAAAUACUUUAUAGGACGCGUGUGAGUCUAUAAAUAGCUUAAAAAAUGUGAAGCUGCAGCCACAGACAGAGUGAGAGAAGAGUGAGAGCGUUACUUCAAAAGGUUACACAUAUUGUCUUUCGUUUGUCACAGUUACUGAGCAAGAAGUGAUGGACAGGUCAAACAAAAACUGAUCCGUUCAAUUCAGUUUCUUCCAUAACAAUUUCACAACUGAACCAGUCCAGAGGUGCUUAAUGGAGAAAGUUCUCAUCAGUGUGAUUUAAAACAGUUGAACUGAUUAGAAAUAUCCAGUCUAGUCUGAUUCAUGAGUGUAUUAUUUAUAUGAUACAACUGGACUACGUGUUGGAGCUCGUUGUUUGGAGGCAGAAGUUCUCGAGUGUCUGCAGGUUUCAGUGUCUGGCUCAGAGAAGCGGCCUGUAGCGCCGCCUGCUGGCCGGAGUCUGAACUGCCACUCCACGUUCACGCCAUAGAGAAGGAAGCUUUGUCUGCUGUGGCGCUACGUGAAAAUACUACUAAAUACUGUAAAUGUCAUGUCAAUGUUGUUAUUGUUUUUCCAUAUAAAGCCAAAAAUAAAACUUGUUUUCUUUAA